Pseudocercospora fijiensis CIRAD86 is the source of this 1414-nucleotide messenger RNA. RefSeq lists its product as uncharacterized. Gene Ontology annotation, cellular component: chromosome passenger complex; spindle microtubule; spindle pole centrosome. The transcript is spliced from 2 exons. The record is from RefSeq and is a predicted model, not a curated record. NCBI's taxonomy places the organism in Eukaryota, Fungi, Ascomycota, Dothideomycetes, Mycosphaerellales, Mycosphaerellaceae. Gene Ontology annotation, biological process: regulation of cytokinesis; mitotic spindle organization; protein phosphorylation. Bases 50 to 1213 code for a protein of 387 amino acids. Gene Ontology annotation, molecular function: ATP binding; protein kinase activity.
GUAUACUGUCAUUGAAACACGACCUUCUCAUUCAUUGACAGCAUACAGAAUGGGGGACAUGCAGAAUCUCGAGAAGCGCUUCGAGGCGAUAUCAGUGCAGGAAGAGAACCAGGAUCCAAAUGCCGCAUACCAGCACAAGACCAAAACGACUACCACAAUAUCGCUGUCAAAUCUCGGCGCAUCCGCACAGAAUCGCAUGAAGCUUCCACUGCAGAAAAUACCCACCAACGCAGCCGGCCAGAAGAUAGCAACAAAGAUCACACUUCCCUCACAAGCAGCACAGCGACCGUCUUCCGAAGCGAGACCGUCGGAUUCAGCAGCAGGAAACCAGGAAGUCGAGGAGAAGCAGAAGCCCAAGCAGUGGCAUUUGGGUAUGUUUGAGAUUGGCAAGCCGCUCGGAAAGGGCAAAUUUGGCCGCGUCUAUCUCGCUCGAGAACGAAGCACAGGCUUCGUAUGCGCGCUGAAGGUGCUACACAAGAGCGAGCUUCAAGCAGGCAAGGUCGAGAAGCAAGUUCGUCGCGAGAUUGAGAUCCAGUCAAACCUUGCUCACCCGAACAUCCUUCGUCUUUACGGCCACUUCCACGACACAAAACGAAUCUUCCUCAUUCUCGAGUUCGCCGGCAAAGGAGAGUUGUACAAACAUUUGCGGAAAGCACAGCGGUUCCCAGAAUGGCAGGCAGCGCAAUACAUUGCGCAAAUGGCGAGCGCGCUGAAAUACCUGCACAAGAAGCAUGUCAUGCAUCGGGACAUCAAGCCAGAAAACAUUCUCGUGGGCUUGCAUGGUGAGAUCAAGAUCUCAGAUUUUGGCUGGAGUGUACACGCGCCCAACAACCGGAGAAAUACCAUGUGUGGUACCCUCGAUUACCUUCCGCCGGAGAUGAUCAAGCCAGGCCGCGAGGAGAAUUGGUACUCAGAAAAGGUUGAUCUAUGGAGCUUAGGCGUGCUCACGUACGAGUUCCUGGUUGGAGAGGCACCAUUUGAGGACACGCCGGUUAUGACCCAGCGCAGAAUCGCGCGGUGCGAGAUGACGAUCCCUCCUUUCGUGAGUGCUGAAGCCAGAGAUUUAAUUAAGAAGCUGCUCGUGCUUGAUCCGGAGAAGAGAUUAUGUCUCGAGGAUGUUGAGCAGCACCCGUGGAUCAUCAAGCACUGCGUGAAGGGCGAGCGGCAUUACCAGCGAACGAGUGCCCAGAACAAGGAGAAGUCCAACCAGUGAUAGGUGCGGUGUAAUGAGUGACGAUAGAUGACAAGAUAACAACUUCUCGUACUGGGCUCGGUCUGGCAUAUUCAGGGCACGAGGUUGGCGUUCUGGGAUCGUAUGAGGGCAGCAAGCAGCAUAAGGUAUUGGAGUUGGGGUCUCGCUUGUAAGACUCGUACGUACGGCGAAAAUACCGAAGUCACUGCAUCAUGCACACGC